UGCCAUUAGGUCCAGUGUAAACCAUCCCGGCUAAAAUUCUUCUUUCUGACAAUGGCUCUCUCAGGGCGAGAUGUGUUUUUACUUUAAUGGGUGAAAAAGGAGAAAAAAAAGGGUGCAGAGCGCAGAGUAGAUCCCUGCCAGGAGGGAGUGCGGUUCAUGUGCUGCCGGGGAUUGUAGGGGCUACACGAGACCCUGAGGAAGGACGAGGCUUUUUCCACAAGAAUGAUGUGCACCACUUUAAGCCCAACAGCUCGGGGGCCGGGCCUCUCGGACAUGCACCAAUACAGCCAGUGGCUGGCUAUCCGCCAUGAGGCCGAUCUGCUUCCCAUGAAAGAAGACCUGGCUCUAUGGCUGACAAACAUGCUGGGGAAGGAAGUAACGGCAGAAACCUUCCUGGAGAGGCUGGAUAAUGGGGCCUUACUGUGUCAGCUGGCGGAGACUCUACAGGGCCAAUUCCGAGAGAAGCUCAUGGAGACGCGUAAAACUGUCAAGGAUCUGCCAACUAAGAGGAUACCGUACCGUGCCAACGCCCCGCCAGGGUCCUUCUUCGCAAGAGACAAUACGGCCAACUUUCUGUCCUGGUGCAGGAGUAUUGGUGUCGGGGAGACCUGUUUGUUUGAGUCAGAAGGUCUAGUUCUACACAAGCAGCCCCGAGAAGUUUGCCUGUGCUUACUAGAGCUGGGGAGAAUCGCAGCGAGGUUUGGCGUGGAGCCCCCCGGAUUAAUAAAACUGGAAAAAGAGAUUGAACAGGAAGAAACCCUUUCAACCCCCAUCCCGUCUCCGUCCCCCUCCCCCACAAAGACCUCCUCCGUGAAAAAGAGCGCUGGGAAGUUAUUAGAUGAUGCGGUUCAGCGUAUCUCAGAAGAUCCUCCUUGUAAAUGUCCCAGUAAGUUCUGUGUGGAGCGUCUCUCUCAAGGACGGUACAAAGUUGGAGAGAAAAUCCUGUUCAUAAGGAUGCUCCACAACAAGCACGUGAUGGUUCGCGUCGGCGGAGGAUGGGAGACGUUCGCCGGGUAUCUGCUCAAACACGACCCCUGCAGAAUGCUGCAAAUAUCCCGCGUGGACGGAAAAACCUCUCCGGUCCAGAACAAGUCUCCCACCAUCAAAGAUAUGAGCCCCGAUACCUAUUUGGUGGUCUCGGCCCAUUACAAAUCCAAAAGGGAGAUCAAGUGAGGCCACGCGGUGCAGCCCCCACGUCAGAGUCCCGGGUCAUCCUGAAGAAGCCCUCACUGCACCACACAAGACGCCGCGCUCGGAGUCGCCUCUACCCUCCAUUUACUUCUCCGUGGCUUUCAUCUGCGCUACCCAACAACAUUUUUCCAACAUGGUUUUCUAAAAAUCGGCCUAUGUGGGUGUGGGUGAUUGUAUCUUACCCCUCAGACCGGGGGUAUUAGGGCAGUGCCCAAUGCCCCCCGCUGCUGUAGACGCCCACAUGCUUCCUUUCCGUCCCAUUCAGAGAACGGGGUGAAACCCCAUCUAAUGGAUUACUAUGGUCCAGGGAUGGCCAACCUGAGGCUCUCCAGCUGUUGCAAAACUACAACUCCCAGCAUGCCCAG
Messenger RNA from Bufo gargarizans (Asiatic toad), 1556 nucleotides. It is a transcript of the gene GAS2, whose product is annotated as growth arrest specific 2. The transcript is spliced from 8 exons. Gene Ontology annotation, cellular component: actin filament. Gene Ontology annotation, biological process: actin crosslink formation. The coding region runs from base 223 to 1173 and encodes 316 amino acids. Lineage: Eukaryota; Metazoa; Chordata; Amphibia; Anura; Bufonidae. The record is from RefSeq and is a predicted model, not a curated record. Gene Ontology annotation, molecular function: microtubule binding; cytoskeletal adaptor activity; actin filament binding.